Molecule: messenger RNA, 315 nt
Organism: Porites evermanni
Lineage: Eukaryota; Metazoa; Cnidaria; Anthozoa; Scleractinia; Poritidae
Source: the annotation of a GenBank genome assembly
AUGGAAACCAUCCCGUUACAGCCAUUUUAUUGUAACAUUUGUACCAAACUUGAUGUAGAGCGACAAUUUUUGGAUGAUUACCGAUUACUUGGAGAGAAAAUUGGCCUCAGUAGAGAUGAGAUCACAUUACUUGGACAGAAGGGACAGCCAACUCAUUGCAUGUUACAGAAGUUUAAAUCUCAAAAGAAUAGUUGUGUUGGAAGAUUUAAGAACAUUAUGGAGGACAUGGACAGGCAUGAUAUUGUUACUGUUAUUGAUGAAUGGAUAAGCCAUGAGUGGGGAAAAGAAAAUAAUUCAGCAGUCACAUUAGUUUAA